Molecule: messenger RNA, 1398 nt
Organism: Kalmanozyma brasiliensis GHG001
Lineage: Eukaryota; Fungi; Basidiomycota; Ustilaginomycetes; Ustilaginales
Product: Fatty acid desaturase, type 1
Exons: 1
Coding region: 1-1398 (465 amino acids)
Biological process (GO): ceramide biosynthetic process
Cellular component (GO): membrane
Molecular function (GO): sphingolipid delta-4 desaturase activity
Source: RefSeq, a predicted model, not a curated record
AUGCUGUCCAGCCUCACCUCGCGCGCAGGUCGCGCCAUGAACUCGACCAUUCAGGUCGACUGGUCUCUCUACGGCGGUGCUGAGACCACGUCCCCGCCUUCUUCUUCCAGCAACAAGCCGGAUCGCACUCGUCCAGCUCUGCGCUCGGAUCUCUCCUCGGCCUCCUCGUCGUCCCGCAACUCGCGCUCCUCCUCGCCCAACUUCAGUCAUCAGAGUGAUUCAUCCACCUCGUUCACCUCGGACGACGACGACGGCGAUGCGCGGCAAACCAAGAAGGCGACAUCUUCAGACCAGGACGAGCUGGACGACGCGCCUCUGUCCCAAGUCUCUAGGAGCGCACCUCUCACCGACGCCGUGCGAAGCGCCACUGCGGUGGACGGCAAAGCGUGGCUACCCACCAUCGUACCCGUCGACACCCAAUCCCAGGACUUCCUGUGGAUGCACACCGAGGAGCCUCACCGUUCGCGGCGCAUGGCGAUCCUCAAAGCGCACCCCGAAGUCAAACGGCUCAUGGGCUACGAGCCUCUCACCAAGUACGUCUCCCUCGCUGUUCUCGUCCUGCAACUCUCGCUCGCCGUCUACCUGUCCAAGUACACCUCGCUCCACCCGUUCUCGUGGCAAUUCCUGCUGCUCGCGUACGCCAUCGGUGGGACUGCCAACCAAAACACCUUCCUAGCGAUCCACGAGAUCACGCACAACCUCGCCUUCCGCGGACUUCGGGCGAAUCGAGCUUGGGCCAUCCUCGUCAAUGCCGCUAUCGGCGUGCCGUACGCUAUGGCGUUCAAGCCGUAUCAUCUCGAACAUCACAAGUACCUGGGCGAGGAUGGGACGGAUACGGACUUGCCGACCAAGUUCGAGUCCGUAGUGCUGCGAAACGUGUUGGGCAAAGCGUUCUUUGCGACGUUUCAGAUCUUCUUCUAUGCGCUUCGACCGGGGUUCGUUCGUGCGCAACGACCGACGAUCUGGCACGCUCUCAACAUCGCCUUUAUCGCCCUGUCCAAUUUCCUCCUUGUCAAGUUCGCCGGAUGGACCGCACUGGUGUACCUCCUCGAGUCCUCGUUCUUUGCGGGAAGUCUCCAUCCGUGCGCAGCACACUUUAUUGCGGAACACUACAUGUUCGCGGGGAUUCAGCAAGAAACGUGGUCCUACUACGGCCCGUUGAACGUCCUAGCGUACAACGUGGGGUAUCAUAACGAACAUCAUGAUUUCCCGAGCGUUCCUUGGACCAGGUUGCCCGAACUCAGGAGGAUCGCGCCCGAGUUUUACGAUGUUCUGCCCAGACACACGAGUUGGCCCAUGGUGACGGUCAGGUUUGUGCUGGGUGGUGAUAGCGGGCUGUGGGCGCGGGUUAAGAGGGUGAAUCGCGAUGCGAAGCGGGCUGAGGCCAAGGGGAAGUAG